ACAUUAUUGGCCGGUUUUUAAUGUCAGUUUCGGCAAAGCUUUUAAAUAUGAAAAAUGCCUGUCAAAAAUAGGGUGAAGGGAAUUUUCCGAACGCAACCGAACGGAACUUCUUAACAGCCGAAUAUUUAUCGAGCGGCGACCGAAAUUUUCCCAAACACAAGUCGAGAGUGAAUUGCACAUGAAGAGAGGAGUGCGAAACGCUUCUUCCAAAAUACCACCUUUGAUAUAGUUUCCACUAAAGCAAUCACCCAAAUGAUGUGCUAGACUCCAAGAAGAUCAAAUAUACUGCAUUUAUGUGUCAUUUUCCAAGAAAUUUGUGUCGAAUUUCGACGAAAAAUUGGUCUAAAACAUGGAACGGGCAGAAGAGAGACGUGAGCAAAAUGGAGUACUAGAAGAUUCAAGCGACAGUGAACUAGAGUCAUUGGCUGCUGGUGUUCCCUUAGAUAUUCCACCAAGAGAUAUCCCUAAACAUUUACCGAGAGCAAUAGCAGAGCCAGUUCACUCUGCUAUGAAACAUCGCUCCAAUUCGUGUCCAGAGCAAGACGAUCCGUUACCUAUUGCACGUCGCCCUAGUUUGAAGAAAAACAGAAACUUUCUAGUGCAAGGAAUGAGCCGUGUUUACCAUCCGAGCUCAAACGAUAAACUGUCAGAAAAGCUGACAUUGGUCGUGGAUAAUACGCGAUUCGUAGUGGAUAGAUCUUUAUUUACGGCCCACCCAAAUACAAUGAUGGGGAGAAUGUUUGGUUCCAAUAAUGACUACACUACCAGGAAUGAUAAGGGGGAAGUAGAAGUUGCACAGGGUAUCUCAGCUUCUGUAUUCAAGUGCAUUUUGGACUUCUAUAAGAAAGGGAUUAUCAAUUGCCCACCCAGUGUGUCAAUUCCCGAGCUGCGAGAAGCUUGUGACUACCUCCUCAUCCCAUUCAAUGCUACCAACGUCAAGUGCCAGAAUCUACGGGAACUGUUACAUGAGUUAUCGAAUGAGGGAGCUCGUGAACAAUUCCAAGAAUUCCUAGAAAAGUAUAUCCUACCAGUCAUGGUCACGGCAGCUAAGAAAGGUAACCGUGAAUGUCAUAUUGUGGUUCUGUCUGAUGAGGAUAUUGUGGAAUGGGAUGAGGAAUACCCUCCCAUGGGUGAAGACUAUACUCAAAUUGUUUAUUCAACACCUCUGUAUCGGUUCUUCAAGUACUUUGAAAACCGGGAUGUCGCUAAGGAUGUCUUGAAGGACAGAGGUCUCAAGAAAAUCAGACUAGGCAUUGAAGGAUAUCCAACUUAUAAGGAGAAAGUCAAACAACGGCCUAAUGGAGGACGACCCGAAGUGAUCUACAACUACGUCCAGAGACCAUUUGUCCGCAUGUCCUGGGAGAAAGAGGAGAGCAAAAGCAGACAUGUUGACUUCCAAUGUGUAAAGCAGAAGACUGGAACACCAGGACUUGUGGAAGCUGUUGACGAGCCAGCCGCUCUAGCAGCUGCUGGGGCAAUCAAUGCCCCUCCCCCUCCCCCUGUGUUUCUUGGCGCAUACCAGGAAGAAUUUGAGUGAGCAGAGAAUUGCUAAUGAGUAAUAAUUUCAUUGGCUACUGUGGAAGCUCUGUAAGCACUGGAAAGCUCUAAUGUGGUAAAGCUAUGAUAACCAGCUUUGGUUUGGAAAAAAAACACAGCCUGAUGCAGGCUGGCAAUAACAUUGCAGUGAAACAGCUUUGUAGGUGAUGGUCCCCUGUAGAAAAUGAAGCUUUAUGGGGACCUAAAAGAAUAUAGAAUAACUCCUAAAUGGAGAUUUCAUUGCAGGCUCAUAGCUAGGGGGUGGAUGAGGCCACUACCACACAUGCUGUAGAUCUGCCCAAGUAAAACUUAAAGAUUCCUAGUUAGCUGUUCCUUUGUUUUCAUUUUCAUUAAAUCGUGAAAUAUCCAUCAAAAAACAUUAAAAAAAAUCGGCAUCUAAAAAGGUUUCCACUAUAUUUAGCAAAUUCAUAAGACAGUAUUGUAGUAGCUUCCCCAAAUCAGCCACUGGAAAUAGAUGCUUUCUUAGACUUGGUAUUUUGCUUGGCUAAUAAAAUGGCAGCUAGUAAAGACUCUGUGAAGCUAGUAUAGGUGAUCCACUAAAUAGGUAGAUAAACCCCCAUCCCAUAGCUGUAAGAGGCCUCAAAUUAUUGGGGAAGGCACGAUACAGAAACAUUAGGAAAACAAUGGGGGUACAGCCAUGCCCCUAUUGGUCAUUUUCUUAUAAUUUUUGAAAAUGUUGGGGGGCUUGUGCCCCCAGUGCCCCACCCCUUUCUACGGCCCUGCAUCCUCUCUAUGAGCCUGAGUUGUAGUGUCAAGAAAGCUAAUGCCUAGAUUUCACAGCGUUGCAUUAUCAUGCCGCUCUAGAAAAGUUUGACAUAAUUUGGAGUUCGCAGUCAACCCAAAGAUUUGUGGAACUGCUCUAUGGUCGAACCUCAACCAAGCAAGAAAUUUGGGACUCUGGUAUGCUGUCGAAUCUAGGCCUACUGUAAGAUAGCAAGUAGAUAAGUCAAUAGUCAUUAUUUUUUUACUUCUUCAUGAAUUAUCCGCAGGUCAAUAUAAGGGGAAAAAGUAGUUCCUAGAAAGAUAUCUGAGACUUACAUUUGUUUGGGGGGGGGGGGGUACUUAUAAUCUACACGUCUCAUUUCCCAUCUUAUAUUCUUUUUAUAAACCUAAAACUUGAUAUUUGACAAAAUGUGAACCAGUUUUUAGUAUUAGUUUAUGGAAGGGGAAAUGGGGAAACAUUUCAUCUUGUAUUGGAUGUUAUAAAUGCUUAGUUUGCUGCUAGAGUAGGUAAAGUAAGCUUGUUAUGCCAUGGUAGGAAUAAAGAAAAAGAAAAAGAA
Molecule: messenger RNA, 2837 nt
Organism: Nematostella vectensis (starlet sea anemone)
Lineage: Eukaryota; Metazoa; Cnidaria; Anthozoa; Actiniaria; Edwardsiidae
Product: BTB/POZ domain-containing protein 10
Exons: 8
Coding region: 350-1537 (395 amino acids)
Biological process (GO): positive regulation of phosphorylation
Cellular component (GO): cytoplasm
Molecular function (GO): protein binding
Source: RefSeq, a predicted model, not a curated record